CACCUCUAAGUAACUCUUAUUAGUUUGUGUUGUAUUAGUAGUUUGUGACCGUGAGGGAGCCCCCGGAGCCACCAAAAUCCAAUCAAAAUACCUAGGUUUGCAAUUUUCUCAUGUGUAUUGUUUCCUAAGGAAGAAGGACCUGUUGCGUCAAGUAAAUUUUCUGUGCUACGACAAAAUACUGCAAGAUUUCUUUAUAUUACGUUAAAUCUCAUUUAUUGUAGUGGAAGUGAGUGAAUUAAGAUCCUUCGUGAAAUGCUCCGUUCAGAUGCUCAAGAUUUCCAUGGACAUGAUACGAAUUUGAGUAACAUGCUCAACAUUACUGUUGACGCAAUAGCUCUAAUCGAGAAAGAAUUGGAUCCUUACGACCUCGUUUCCCUAGUAUUCGUUUUGUACGAUGUACCAGACACUGCACUACAGCGUCUUAUUGUGUAUGAAAGAGUUUACAAAGACAUGAAGGGAAAUACUCUGAAUCUGCUGUAUGACUGGGCUAAUCACGCGCAAUCGCGACCAUCUUGGAGGUUUGAGUUCUUAGAAGCGCUUGCAAUCUGCCAACUAUACAGUAUCAUAAGAAAACUAGGAUUCGAUGUUGCAAACAUCAAAAGACUUUACGCCCCAGACGACAUUCGAACCAACUUUUACAUCAAUCCCAUAAAGAAAUGCUUAUAUAAACUAUGCGAACACACCACAUCCGAAAACCUAGAAAAACUUAAAAAUACUCUAAAAACCUACGAAAUUGACACGUCAGAUUAUAAGAGCUGUGAAUUAGUUUUGUUAGAGUUAAUGUGCAAAAAGUUUAUUAUCAUUGACAACCUGAAUAUUGGGAAACUUUCUAACAAUAAAAUACAGUUGGAAAAGCUAGCUAAAAUUGUUGAGAACUUUACUGGAUUACAAAAAUUUGCUGCUGAACUUAGAGAAUUACAGGGGCAGAGCAAUGAAAAAGAAAAAACGAUGAGGCAUGCUGGUACAAAUAUUCCACUUGCUAAAGAGAAUUCUGAUGAUACAAAGUACUAUGAUGAUGAUGACGAUUAUGUCGAUGAGGAGGAUAUUGAUCAAUUCAUGGCAACUGCCUUUGAGGAAAUAUACCAACGUCUCGGUGAGGUGCAUUUUGAGGAGCCAUCAGUAAAAACCCUAAAAUCUGACACAAGAAAACUUAACAAUGCAAAUGUCAUAGAUGGUGCAUAUUCCAUAAACAAUCCGAAGAGAAUUGGUGUAUGCUACAUAAUAAAUCAAGAAGACUUUCAUCCUUCCAAAGAUAGUAUUGAGAAAAAUACACAAUGUACACCUCUAGAAAAGCGAUAUGGUUCAACCAGGGAUAAAGAAGUAUUGGAGAGAACUAUGGCUUCACUUAAUUUUGAAGUGAUUAGUCACCGCAACUUAGACCACAAAAAAAUGAUGGAAUACAUUAAAAAUAUUGUUCAGUACCGAGUACACCAUGAUGAUAGUAUGUUCAUGUUAUGUAUUCUUUCUCAUGGAGUGAGAGGUCAUGUGUAUGCUGCCGAUUCUGUUAAAGUUAAAAUUGACACUAUUCAAAGCUUGUUAGAUGACUCUCUUCAAGGACGGGAACUUGAUAUACCAAAGAUAAUGAUACUACAGGCUUGUCAAGUGAAUUUGAAUGAGGAACCAAAGUUUAGAAUCGCGGCUGAUAACCCAUUCCAACAAAAUACUUACCACUUGAAAAAAUUGAAUUUCCUCAUUUAUUGGGCUACUGCUCCAGAAUUGGAAGCGUACAGGGAUGUGAUAAAAGGUUCAUUUUUUAUUCAAGUUUUAUGCUGUAUAAUACAAAAAUAUGCUAAACAUGAGCAUCUGUAUGACAUUUUCACAAAAGUGACUGAUGGAGUUGCUAAAAUUUGUACAAAAAUUAAAAAAGAUCAAGUUCCUAUUUUUGAAUCCACUUUGAGAAAAAAACUGUAUUUGCAGAUUCCAGAGUAACAUAUUGACAAGUUUUUAAAAUAAAUUAUACAGACAAAUCAUGUAUUUCAUAAAUAAGUAAGAAAUUUUGUACAUGUUUUAUGAUAUUUAUUUUGUUGAC
Molecule: messenger RNA, 2029 nt
Organism: Hyposmocoma kahamanoa
Lineage: Eukaryota; Metazoa; Arthropoda; Insecta; Lepidoptera; Cosmopterigidae
Gene: Dredd
Exons: 1
Coding region: 253-1929 (558 amino acids)
Biological process (GO): proteolysis
Molecular function (GO): cysteine-type endopeptidase activity
Source: RefSeq, a predicted model, not a curated record